This is a messenger RNA of Sinocyclocheilus anshuiensis, 8709 nucleotides long. It is a transcript of the gene jmjd1ca, whose product is annotated as jumonji domain containing 1Ca. Gene Ontology annotation, cellular component: histone deacetylase complex; chromatin. Gene Ontology annotation, molecular function: transcription coregulator activity; chromatin DNA binding; histone H3K9 demethylase activity. The transcript is spliced from 27 exons. The coding region runs from base 226 to 8046 and encodes 2606 amino acids. Gene Ontology annotation, biological process: regulation of transcription by RNA polymerase II. NCBI's taxonomy places the organism in Eukaryota, Metazoa, Chordata, Actinopteri, Cypriniformes, Cyprinidae. The record is from RefSeq and is a predicted model, not a curated record.
GAGCCAUAGUGACUGUUACUACUCCCAGUGUAAAUCAGUUUCUCGGCGCACAGAGACAUCAGCGUUCGCUAGAGGACUUUGCAGGGAAUUUUAACCCAUUGUACUCAAACUCACAAGAACCUACUUUUAAUCACCAUAUUUUAAUAAUGUGUCAACACCGCAGCCCGCAGUAGGAGUACGUUUGCUUGUUGUCCGUGGACAUUUCUCGCACUUCUUUGCGGUACUAUGGCGGUGGAGCUGGUGGGGAAGCGCUGCCUGUGCGUGAGCGGCGGAGAGCGGCUGGAGCCCGCGGGAGUCUCGCGCUGGAGCUGGAGAGCCGGAGUCAUCCGCGCCUGCGACUCGCCUGCGCUAACGGUGUGCGUGCACUGGGACGGCGAGCAGAGCGCAGAGAGGAAGUGGAGGAGACUCCGAGAGGAAUGUGAGGUGGUUUUGUUGGAGCAGGAACUCGUCUGGGCCACCAAAAGAACCGGCACAAACGGCAGCGGCCAGGAGAAGAGGAGACUGCAACCCGCCCUGAGAUUCCGGCCUCUGAUUGGUCAGUCAUGCAUAGGAGGCUGGACAGUGGUGGAGUUCAUCUCUGACAGACAGCUGGAGUUCUACACAGAACAGGAGGAGCUCCAGCCAUUCGAGGAUGAAGUGGAUGGUGGAAAUCCAGCUGUGAGAGAUGAUCCUUCUCUGCAGGAACAGGUCCAGGCCUGGCUCAAACAAAACCAAUUCCAGAACAUUCUUCAGAAAGGUGCUUGUUCUUUAAAGGGCCUGAGAGUGAAAGUGUUCAGACUGGAGUCCAAAGCCCAGUGGCUGUCUGGAGUCAUCACACAUCACGGCCAGAACAACAGAACUGUAGCUGUCAUGACUGACCAGGUUCGGGAGAUGAAUGUAGAUACGUCACUGGUUCAGAUGAUGGUGCUAGACGAUAUCACCCACUCCUCGCUGAUGGGAGACAACUCAAAACGCAAAGCACAUAUCACCAAGAUCAAUAGGAUUUUUCUUGGCACAGGAAGCAUAUCAAACAACACAACAAAUGACCAGGUGUGCAGCUCCAGGCCAGUGCAGCAGCAGUCUGAGAUGAGCACACAGAACUGCAGCAUGGAAGAGGAUGAAAAAGAAGGCAUGCGAGUUGAAAAGAGGAGUGAUGAGGCAAGAGAUUCUUCCAAAUCUAAAAACAGCAAUGUUGAGAGAAAAAGGAGGAAAGAAGAUGAGGAACAAGAUGACAAGCAGAGAAAUAGAUGUGGGUUAAAGAGGUUGAAAGCAGGCAGUGUGUCCGACCUGUCAGAGAACAGCGAUUCCGAAAAUUCCAGCUGCAGAGUGCAGGAUUCAUCCUCGGAUUCAGGAUCAAAGAGACAGCUGAAACAGCGUUACACUUCUUCAAAGAGGCCAUUGGACUGUGAGGUUCACCCCUCCCAUAGAGGCGGGGAACCUUCGCCUAACCAAUUAGGAGAGAGCAAGACUCAGAAAACAGGAAAAACUUCUCCAUCUGUUUCCCCUAGUGCAUCCUUCAACGGCGCAUUCAGGAACACAGAUGCACUGGAGUCUGGUGCUCUUGUUACUGGUGGGAAAUCAGAAGAGAAAGGCGAUGGAGGGAUGACAGAAAUAGAGGACAGGAGCGAGGGGGCAUCUCGAGAGGACUCGGAGGCCGUGUCUGCACUUUUGGCGUCCCAAGAGAGUGAGCAGCUGGUCUCCAUGGAAGCCACAUGUGUGCUGCUACACGCAUCACCUCUGGAGUGUGAAGGAGCAGAGGCUGAGCACGAGAUGUCGACGAAUGAUUCAGAGGUCAAAGGGUCAGAGUUCACCCACGCAGAGCCUAGGGGGUCAGAGUUAAACCAAUCAGAGGUCAGGAGGUCAGAAUUUCCCCAUUCUGAAGCCAGCAGUGACAAUGCAGUGCCAGUAAAAGAGGAGCCUAGAGGUCCACCGCCUUGUUCUCCAGUCAUACCUUGCAACAAAGAGGAGGAUGUGGAUUCUAAACCGAGUUGUUCUCCAGCAACUGUGAAUGCAGAAUAUGGACCUGUAACUUCCUUGGAAGCUACCCACAAGCCUAGUGUGCCCACCAGUCCUUGCUCCUCUCCUGAGAUCAUAUUUAAGCCUCAGACUGUACGGGAGACAUCCAGGCAGAAGCAGAGUGCAUCUCUAGAGAUUGGCCUGUUGAAGGAUGCUGCUCCUUUGGCUAAAUCUAUGGACAGAACUCUUAGCGGCCUUAAAAUGGCACCCAAUCCCAAAGUGACCUGCUCCACAACUCCAGUCCUGAUUCAGACCCCUUCUCCAACCCCAAACCGAUCCAGAACCCCAACACAUUCUCCUUCCCGUACGCUUAAUCGCACUCCCACUCCUGACAAGUCCAACAAAAGUCCCCUCAUUGUGGGCAGGAAGGAGCCCUUCACUAUCUACAGAGACCCUGCACUAAUCAGGACGGAGCUUGAGGCCCACCCCACCUACAUUCAGCCCCCUCACAUGCCCCCAAACCCCAAACACCACCUGAAGACACCUUCUCCCUCCUCCAGCUCUCCCAGCCUUACCCCAGCUUCCUCCCAUAGCAAGCUACUGAGUCCCUCCCCUCACCCUGCACACCUCUCACCCAUUCCCCUCCACUCCCAGCCUCCCCUCUGCUCCCUGAGCACACCCCACUCAACCAUCCCUCAUCCGCACCUCCUCCCGUCCCUCUUGCCUCCUGCACUCUUGUCUGGACAUCCUCGUAUCGGAGCCCUGGGACUUCCCCAUCAUCCUUUGGCCCUUCCAGGUAACCUGUCUCUCCUGGGCCAGACCUCUGGUGCAGCUCCUCUGGCACCUCUUGGUCUCUAUCCCCUCCUGUGGCCUCCUUUCCCCAACGGAGCCCAUAGCUACCCUGGAUUGGGCCUGCAAGCAUCCAAAUGGACACACCCAGAUGGUGCUGGCAUCUCUGACAGCAGCGUGAGGAGUAACACCCCAAGCCCUUGGAUUUCUCAGCCCACCACUGUUACUAAUGCAGACGGUCAAGGGUUGCAACCCCCACUACCCAUCCGACCCUCCAGUGCGGACCCUCAGAGAGUGUCUAGAAACACUCAACAUUGCACACCCUCCUCCAAAACCACAGAAGAGCUGGAUAGAAGAGCUGUCACUGAGAGCACACUCAUCUACACUCACCUCAAGUCUGAACAGGAGCGUCUCCGCACAGCAGCAGGCAAAAAUGGGCAGACUUACUGCCCAGUCGCCCUUGAGUCGUCCCCAAGUCGAACCAAACAGCCACUUGUUUAUGAUCUCACAGGAGAGAGACCAAACCGCUACCAGGAAGAGAACCGCCGCAUUCUUCAGGAGAGCAGUGAGGUGGCACCGUUCACUGCUAAACUGUGCUCAGAUAGGGAACCACGAUACCCUAGAAACCCCACAUCUGCCAAGGAGAGGGAGAGAGAGAUGGACAGAGACCGAGACGGAGAAAGAGAGAGAGAUGUGCAUGCAUUCAGACACAUUCUACCUCCCCGGCCGCAGUCGGCCCAUCCCACCCCAACCCUCACUCCGAGCAGCUACUAUGCCUCUCUGUCUAACAGCGUGGAGAACAAGCCUCAACAGCGCAGAGUGCCAGCCAGCAAAGAACUCUAUGAGAGGCUCAGUGCCAGCAACACAGUUGCCCCCGUCUUAACUUCCUCCAGCUCGCAGGUCUCAAUGAGAGCCAGACCUCCGCCUCUUGUUAAACACCACCAUGAGAAAGAAGAAGGUCUGCUGGGAAAGAUCUCAGAGCAACUGGCUCAUAAAGCAUCUUCCAUGGAAGCAGUAGAGGUAGCGGCUGUGGAGAGAAGGGGGCCAGGCUCUUCUCUCAUCUCUGUCUCCUCUUCUCCACGCAACGUGCCUUUACUCCACCGUGCGCCUAUUUUUCACCCUCCGGCACCAACCAUAGUGGUUUCAAAAGACUCUGGACAUGGCAGAUUGUCCCCGCCCACUCUCACACCCAUCCAGCCAAUGAGCUUGCCCGGAAAAGCUCAGAAGCAACAGAGGCCACCCACCUUGUUGCCUGAACUCAAACAUGUCGCCUUAGAUGGGAAAAGACUUGUGCCAGAGAAAGAAACAAUGCCAUUACAAGCCUACGAUACCCAAUGGGGUGGAGUCAUGUAUGGCAGAGAGAAAUUGGGCGGUAGACACACAACAAAUGGAGGUGUAGUCAAACCACAGUCAGCCACUGCGUCAGUCAUUGUACGUCCAACAAACCACACACAUACAACAAUAAGUUACACAGUGUCUGACAGCUCAGUUUCCCAGAUGCAGUGUGGCCACAUAAGACCAUUGGAAAUUUGGUCCAACCCACACUCAAAAGAGAGCGGUGUUCAGCAAAAGAGAGGUGUCCUGUGGACCCCUCUGGAUACUGUUCACCCCAUCAACCUGACAGCCCAAAAGGGAGAUUUCAAUGCACCAAUAAACAUGACAACUAAACCUAUUAACACAGCUCAACCCUUAACAAAUAUGAAUGUUGCACGCUCUAGGAUAGACCUAAUCGCAGAACACUGCAAGAGGAGAGAGAUUGGUGCUGUUCAACCAAAGAUGGAGUCCUCUCUCACCUCUUUUUGCACUUCUAGAGACUUCCCUCAUCUGAAGAAACACAGAGCUGGACUAGCUAUUGCUGAAUCUAGACAUAACACACGUACAAUUCAGCCUCAACACACUACGCAUCUUUCAAACGCUAUGAAACAUACCUCUCACCUCUCAAAUAGCAGGUGUGGGUCUUGCACUACGCUCACUACACAACCUGUGUGUUCUGCACAUGCUUCAGGAAGAGAAAAAGAGCCUGUAUUCAACACUAGUUCUUCUGAAUGUCUCCGACUGCCAUCAGGGACUUCCAGCCCUGUGCCGACAACCAAACAAGGUUUACUAACCAAUGAGUUGGCACCUGCUUCAGCCGUAACCAACCAAUCUCGAUCUGGUCAGAACAGCUACCAUAAACUGAAAAAAGCCUGGCUGACCCGCCAUUCUGAGCAAGACAGAGGCAGCACAGUCUCCCAAUCAGUAGAUGGCACUAAGACAGCUGUAACUUUGACCAGCACAAGCAACUCUGUGCCAAUCAAACAGAAAGUUAACGGACUGGUGGAUAAUGGGUUCAGUCAGGAGGAUAAAGAUCCCUCCCUAGACAGCAGAAAGUCCAAAAUAUUGAACAAGAAGACUCAAGAGAACAGGAAGUCUGGUAGUAAUGCUCUAAGUUUCAAUUCAGAGGACAAAAAAUCUGUUAUAGCCGAUGAGAAACCAGUGACAGUGGGCAAGAAGUCUUCCUUAGAAGAGGUUAAACCUGUCUUGGACAGAAACGGCAAGCUGGAGGGUAAGGAGCCCCUUGUGGAGGACAAGAAAUCUUUUGAAAAACGAUCAACCCCGGUUCAUAUGAAGCCUGAGAGGGAGAAACGAGGCGAGAAACGGCCAUUAGAGUCCAGCGGUGACAGCGAGAGUGGAGGAGACUCCGGCAAUGAAAGUGAGAAUGGUGGAUCAGGAAGGAGGUUUAAACGACAGCCCAAGUCCUCUUUUAAAAUCACACAGAAUGACCACCAGAAGAAGAAGGUAGAGGAGGAGGAAGAGGAAGAAGAGGAAGAGGCCAAACCCAAUGGAACUCUGCAAAGUGCAAAGGAUAAGCCUCAACAGAGACUCGCUAACAGCAGUGGCAUCCCUCGCUCUGUGCUGAAAGACUGGAGGAAGGUGAGGAAGCUUAAGCAAACUGGAGAAGCGUUCUUACAAGACGUCUCGUGUGCAGAGAUCGGGACCAACGUGCAGAAGUGCAGAGAGUGUCGCUUGGAUCGCUCACGUAAAUCUCAGGAGCCUGCCAUCUCACCCGUCUUCUGCCGAUUUUACUACUUCAGACGUCUGUCGUACAGUAAGAAUGGCGUUAUCCGUGUGAAUGGGUUUUCGGUGUCUGAGCAGACAGAUGAGGAGGCGGUUACGGUGUGGACGGGAAGCUCAGAGGACGAGGAGGGCAAGAAGAUGAGAAAGAUGGACCUUGAGACAUCAAAAUCCGUCCUUGCACUCAUCGGAGACAAGUUCUGCCAGCUCAUAAAGACGGAGGACACUGCUUUCACCUGGGUCAAGAAAGACACUCAGAUCAUGUGGAAGCGAGCAGUGAGAGGUGUUAGGGAGAUGUGUGACGCGUGUGAGGCCACUCUUUUCAACAUGCACUGGGCUUGUCAUAAAUGUGGCUUCGUGGUUUGCAUGGACUGCUAUAAAGCCAGAGAGAAGAAGAAAGCCAAAGAUAAGGAACUGUAUGCCUGGGUCCGAUGCGUAAAGAACCAGCCACAUGACUUCAAGAACUUAAUGCCUACUCAGAUUGUCCCUGAAACAGUAUUGGUGGACAUGCAGAGGUCUGUGCACUCAAUGAGAGAAAAGUUUGGAAUCCCAUCCCAUUGUUCCUGCACUGACUGCAAAACCCACAACCCCAGCACAGCCACUACCAAUGGACUCUCACCACUUUCAGACACGGAUCAGAGUGACUUGAAGAGCCGGCAGAUCCCAGAUCAGCAGAAGAACUUACAUGUCACAGUGAAAGCGCACACUGAGAAAAGAGAGAAGGCUAGGUGUGAUGGUAUGGAAGCUCACAGUAGGAAGUCCACGAGCCCCAAACAAGGAUCAACAUUGCGUGACCUUUUGACCUCCACAGCUGGAAAGUUGCGUCUCGGGGCCACUGGAGGUGCCUUUGCACCAGUUUACAACUUGUCUGAACAGGUAGCCCAAAACACUCGCGUGCCCAACAUCCUGGAUGACAUCAUUGCUUCUGUAGUAGAAAAUAAAAUUCCCGCUACAAAGAUGGCCAGGGUGGGGCUGAAUCAGGAUUCGCUGCCAGAAGGGGAGGUGGGGCAGCGGCCAGAGGGUGUGAAGCUUGAUGAAAGUCCAUUGGCUGAUCCCCACGCCAUUGUCCCUCACGAUUGGCUUGGAAACCACCGGCUGCUUUGGCUCAAAGAUCAUCGUCACCAAGGCAACCAAAGACUGUUCAAAGAGAACUGGACACAAGAGCAGCCAGUGCUGGUGUCCGGAUUGCACAAGAGUUUGAAUGCUAAUCUGUGGAAGCCUGAGCACUUCAGCCGUGAGUUCUCCAGCCUUCAUAGUGACCUCUACAAUUGCAGAGAUGGGAGCGUCACAAACUCCAAUGUCAAGGAGUUCUGGGAUGGUUUUGAAGAUGUGUCAAAGAGACCUAAAUCUGAUAAAGGGGAGUCAGUGGUGUAUAGACUGAAAGACUGGCCAUCAGGGGAGGAGUUUUUGGCCCUCAUGCCUGCCAGAUACCAUGAUGUGAUGAAGUCUUUGCCGGUACCGGAGUACACAGACCCAGAGGCACAUCUGAACCUGGCCUCACAUCUGCCCUCCUUCUUCAUUCGACCUGACCUUGGUCCUCGCCUCUGCUGCGCCCACGGUGUAACAACAUGUCCAGAACAAGACUUCGGGACCAGCAAUCUACAUGUUGAAAUCUCAGACUCCAUGAGUAUUCUGGUAUAUGUCGGGGUGGCCAAAGGAAACGGAGCCUCAUCCAAAGCAGGUACUUGGGUACUAAAGCUCUUGGAAGGAGAAGUUCUGGAUGAGAGUGUAAAGAAACGACUGAAAGACCCUAAAGAGACGCCAGGUGCUCUGUGGCACAUCUACACGAGUAAAGACCUACAAAAGAUCCAGGAGUUUCUACAAAAGAUUGCUGCUGAGCAGCAGGCUGAAGCGGAUCCAGAGGCAGACUCUGACUCAGAGUGGGACGGUGAUUCCGACCCCCUGCGUGAAGGCAGCUGGUAUCUGAGCCCCAGGCUGAGGCAGAAGCUACAGAAUGAAUAUGGCAUAGAGAGCCGCACACUCCUCCAGUUCCAUGGAGAUGCUGUUAUCAUCCCUGCUGGAGCUCUGCACCAGGUGAUGAAUCUGCACAGUUGCAUCCAAGUGAAUGUGGAUUUUGUGUCCCCUGAACAUGCGCACAACUCCUAUUAUCUAACCCAAGAGCUCCGCCCUCUCAAAGACCAAAUGAACUAUGAAGACAAACUUCAGGUGAAGAACAUCUUUUAUCACUCUGUGAAAGAUGCUGUAGCCACACUGAGGAACCAUUUGAAGGAGAAGAACACAGACGAUGGGAAACAGGAGGGGUCCUGACAAUGCAUCUCCUCCUCCUCUGUUCAAACCCUUGGAGCAUAAAGACAAUCCCAGGAUUCUCCAGCAAGAAAUCUCUUAGAUGUGAUUCUAACAAAAUGGGCCACUCUGCAAGAUUCUGUGACUUCCUCUAUGAUGUCACUGUCUUCUCUUUGAUUUUAUUCUCUUUGUUUGAACUUCCCCAUCAUGUCUUCCUGCACGGACAGGAAGCGUAGUAAGGGGCACAACAAACAGAGAUAAAAGUAGUACACUGUGCUCUCCAAACAGGUGCAAUGAACUUCAAAGCCCAUCACUUCCACUUGCCGCACAUGCAGAAGACCAUGGAAAACCUUUAGAAAGAGCGACACUGGCAAAUACAUGUUUUUCCAAAGGCGAUAAUGAUUCACGACAUGUUCUUUAUUACUAGUUAUUGCACUGCAAAGUGUUCAACAUGUUGUCAUGCUGUGUUUUGGACAGUUUUAGAGAGCAGCGAUUCCAACACAAUCAUAGCAGCAUUCCAUCACAUCAGCAGCUGCCAAAUGGACAAGUUUUAUUGUUUAAGCAACAUUAAAUUAUUUACAGUUUGGCAAAUAUUCACUGUGCAGAGGGCGAAUAUUAAAGAAUUAGUUUAUUCUGUUUGUUUAAAAAAAAAAAAAAAAGAUCUUGUGAAAUUUUCAGCUGAAAUGU